AUGGAAGCAGCGCUCUCAUUCCUAUUUGCCUCUCUGAAAGAGGCGUCUUCCCAGCUUCAGGGCCCAUUGAAUGCGGAGCGCCUUGCUGCUCUUCAUGACCACCGCGAAGGGAAACUGCCCGAUGCAGCACUGAGUGAGCUGGCAGCACAAACAAUCGACCGUUUGCAUCAGGUAGAGCAGCUGCUGGAGCCAUCAUCGUUAGUGCUCGCCGACCAUUUCCUUGGUUAUCUCAACUGCAAAUGCCUGUGUGCGGCAGUCGAGUUCCACAUUCCAGAUCUCCUCGCUGGUGGGCCACAAACCCUCCCAAAGCUAGCCCAGCUGUCAGGAGCCAGAGAGGAUCGACUGCGCCAGGUCCUCCGGAUGCUGCAUAACAACGGAAUCUUUGCCUACUCAGUCGACGACGAUACCUACAGCAAUAAUCCAACCUCUGAAAUGCUUCGAACCGACCACUGGACUCAAUGGCACAACUGGGUCGAUCUGUAUGGCAACGAGUUUUACGACAUGGCGAGAGGAAUUCCAGCCUCGCUCAAGCAGGGCACGGUGCGGACUCCGGCACAGAUCAAUUUCGAUACCGAUGAAAACAUGUUUGAUUACUUUGCUCGCCGUGGGUGGCUACAACGAUUGCACCGGACCCUGGGAGGUGGAGCUACCGCCCAAGCUCCUGGUAUUCUCGCUGAUUAUCCCUGGGAGGAGUUUGGGGACAAGACUUUCCUAGAUAUCGGAGGGGGUGAGGGUGCAUUGAUUGCGUUGCUACUCCGCAGACAUCCCAACAUGCGCGCGGCACUACUGGAUACGCCCAAGGUCAUUGAGCAUGCGCGAUCGCUGUUCCGAGAUGGAAAGUAUGCAGACGUUGGCGAGCGCGUGCCGGAGGAAAAUCUGAUCGCCGGAGACUUUCUGCAGAGCAUUCCGAAAUUCGAGUUCUACACAAUGAAGUGGUGUCUCCACGACUGGGACGAUGAAAAGACGGCCACUGUACUACGGAAUAUUCGCAAUGCUAUCCAGGUGACUGCCGACAGCCGCCUCGUGGUCAUGGAGUCUAUUCUGGCCGAUGGGCGCAGUAGCCGACUCUCCCGGUAUGGGGACCUGACGAUGAUGGUCAGCGCAGACGGGCAGGAACGGACUGAGGCGCAGUGGCGCUCGCUCGCCGGCCGGACGGGGUGGCAGAUUUGGCAAAUUCGGACUCUAAGGGCCGCCUGGCCUUAUCACAUUUUCCAUGACCAAGCAGUACCGAAGAUGGAGCCCAAGAAUGAUACAGAGUCAGUCCCCGUGAACCAGGGCGACCUCGAAUAUGACGGGCGAGUUAUUCUCUACGUGAUCAAAGCCGACCAAACCUCGUACAUCAACUACAUCAAGCCGCUCAUCUUCGCCCGAGAGCUCAACAUUCCGCACGUGCUUUCGGUGAUUGACACCCGGGACGAGUGGUUCUAUCGGAUCCAUCCGGAGCGCAUGGUGCCCUCGCUCAAGGACCAGGACCCCGAGACCAAGCAAGAGGUGAUUGUGUUUGAGAGCACCGCGUGCCUGCAGUAUCUUGCGGACCGGUUCGACGACGACCGGAGCUGGACCGGCCGCAACGCCCAAGAAAGAGGGGCUGUUCUUUCGUGGACAGCCUAUCAGACCGCCGCCUUGGGGCCCACUGCCAAGUAUUGGCUGUAUUUUCUCCGAGGGUACCCCACGCGCCAGGAGCCCAUCCAGUUGCCGCGCACAAUCGAGAAGCUGCACUCGAAUUGCCUGCGCCAGUGGGACAUUCUCGACAAGAGGCUCUCGCUGCCCGGCCAGAACUACGUUGCGCUCCCCGACCGCCCAACUCUGGCCGAUCUGUCUUACUUUCCCUUUGCCAUGCCUUGGAUGUUCAAGUUUCUCAGUGUCGAUAUCCACGACUGGCCUCAUAUCGAAGCCUGGAGCCAAAGGAUGCUUGUCCGGCCAGCAAUCCAAGCGGUGCUAGAGAUGGCCCCAAAGAUCGGCCACUGA
Penicillium chermesinum is the source of this 1968-nucleotide messenger RNA. RefSeq lists its product as uncharacterized. The transcript has 5 exons. The record is from RefSeq and is a predicted model, not a curated record. Bases 1 to 1968 code for a protein of 655 amino acids. Gene Ontology annotation, molecular function: O-methyltransferase activity. Lineage: Eukaryota; Fungi; Ascomycota; Eurotiomycetes; Eurotiales; Aspergillaceae.